Stylophora pistillata is the source of this 3454-nucleotide messenger RNA. RefSeq names its product bone morphogenetic protein 1. NCBI's taxonomy places the organism in Eukaryota, Metazoa, Cnidaria, Anthozoa, Scleractinia, Pocilloporidae. The record is from RefSeq and is a predicted model, not a curated record.
UGAGGAUUCGAAAUAGAGUAAAGAUCAAAUGGUUCGACACAUUUGAGAUAUUUAGAGAUCUUAGUGAUAUUAAAAUGCUGUGGAGGAGAAUUUUAAGAGUAACGGUCUUUGCCAGUACCUUAUGUAUGUCAGAAUCUGUUUUGUGGCCUGCUGGAUCAUAUGGAAUACCCAAACCUGUGUCUGGUUGUCCUCUGACUACUGGCUUUCAGUGGGAGAAAGGAUGGCGGGCUCACGACACAAAUGGUGUAUCCUCAAACAAUUCCAGAUCCCAUGACUUCCACCUCGAUGCAAAGGUAGAUGAAAGCAAAGUCCAAAGAUCAUUCUGUAUAAAAACAUCCACGAUUGACGACCAUAACAGACCAAAUUGGCCACAAGGACGAUAUUGUAUCUACAAAAAGGGAACCUGCCCAGCAAAUUUCAAGGAAGGCUAUGUUUACUGGGAUGAUGACGACAGUAACAAAAAUAAGAAUAAACGUAGUGGAACACUUCCUGACGGAACGUUCAACGAGAACACAAGAAUCGAGUUUUGCUGCAGAAGCGACGGGGAAAAAGAUACUCCUAUUCUCCUUCCCUCUGAUUCUCCAUUUUUCCUGCUGGCUUACAAAUCAGACAAAUGUCAGAUGGUCAAAUGGGCGAUAGCAAGAGCAGAGUGGAUUUAUUAUGAUACUCAAAACAACAACAACAUGGAUGGAAGGGGCGGCGGAUUCCCUUAUGAUGCCCGUGAACGUGAACAGCAUCAAAAGAUAUAUUACUGUUACUACACUGGAUGUAAUAGAACACUAACAACAGCCAAUGGUAGUUUCCACUCUCCGAAUUAUCCAGGAAAGUACCCGAAUGGUCAACACUGCUCGUGGACGAUCACAGUUAACACAACGCGACAGAUCGUAUUGGUUUUUACUGAAUUUAGACUGCAAAACGAGAUUGGCACUGACGAACUAUACGUUUAUGAUGGAUCUGAUUCAAAAGGAGUGGUGUUAGGAGUCUUUUACGGAGGUCACCCUCCCCCAGAAAAAGGAAUAUACUCUUCAUCUAACCACAUCUUUAUAAUAUUCAAGUCAGACAAAGAUAACUCUUUCACUGGCUUUAAAGCGUCUUACUUUGGUGUCAAUAUUUCAGCGUCAACAAGAUCACCAGACAGGACGACACCAAGUGAGAUUCCUUCAUCUAGAGCAGAUGAUCCGAAUAGUAGAGGGAAGGGUGAACCUGAAGAAAGAGUAGGUGUGACUGUGGUAUAUGUGGUCGUUCCAUUGGUGCUGAUCGCCCUUUUAGCAUUCGUGUUCGUUGGAGUGGUGUUUUACCGCAAGAGGUUACAGCAUUCUGUUUCCACUUCCUUUCUUUUGAUGUAUUCUACAAAUUUUAGAGCCUUGGAAAUGUUGUGCUGGCGAAUUCUAAGAUUGAUAAUAUUUUUCUAUGGCCUUAGGAUUUCAGAAACUGUUCUUUGGCCAUCCGGGUCAUACGGGAUACCAAAACCUGCAUCUGGGUGUCCUAAAGCAGAGGGGUUUGGCUGGAAGGAGGGAUGGAGAUAUCAAGACACAGAGGAUACUAAUUCGGCCAACGCAAAAUCACCACAGUUUCACCUUGAUGCAGUGGUUGAAAGUCGUGGAAUUAAAAGAUCUUUCUGCAUGAAAACUUUCACAGCUGACGAUAGCAACAGAAUAGACUGGCCAUCAGGGCAGUAUUGUAUCUACAGAAAGGGAAUCUGUUGCCCGCCAGGUCUAGACUCAGGUUUUAUCAAGUGGGAUGACGAAAACGACAAAAAUAACAAUAAUAAAAGCGGCGUACUUCCUACUGGCAACUAUAGCAUGAACACCGAGAUUUACUUUUGCUGUGCGAAAAGUGGAAAAAAAACUGAUCCUAUCAUCAUUCCCGCUAAGGAUCCAUUCUUCCUGCUAGCCUAUGCGUCUAAAGAAUGUCAGAUGGUCAAGUGGGCGGUUGCAAGUGUGGAGUGGAUACGUUAUCAUACUGAAGACUCGAACAACAAGGAUCGAACAGCUGGGGUGUACCCUUAUAAUGCUGGAAUAAAGAACCCAACUAUUUAUUACUGUUACUACCGUGGAUGCAACGAAACUCUUGCCUCUAUAAAUGGUACUUUUCAUUCUCCAAACUACCCAAGAUCAUAUCCAGAUGGACAGUACUGCUCCUGGAGAAUCACAAUCAACACGACACAACAAAUCCACUUGAUAUUCACAAACUUUACUUUGCAGCACGAGAGUGACACAGACGAAUUGUACGUGUAUGAUGGAGAGAAUGCUACAGGAGAGUUAUUGGGGGUGUUUUACGGAGCUCAUCCUCCCCCAGAGGGAGGCAUAUUUUCCUCGUCUAACCAACUAUUUGUAAUAUUUAGAUCAGAUAGCAAAGGCUCGUACGAUGGAUUCAAUGUUAAUUACUACGGUGUUAAUUUUCGAACUAUCCAGACAUCAGAGACAACACACAGUUUCCACACGAAAAACAUAACAUCAGACGGAAUGCCGAAACCCACUUCUGUUAAAUCAUCGAAGAAAGGUGGAAUCGAAGCUAAAAGGGAGCAACUACAAAAACAGGGCUUGAAUGUGGUAGCCGUGGUAACUCCUGUAGUGUUGGCCUUCUUCCUUGUCUGUAUGCGUUUAACUAUCGUCUUUUAUAUCACAGGGGUGGGGAAGAAAAAAGAAUCCGAGCCAAAAGAGCUUACUUUCUCUACAAGCACCGUGGCUGUUGCUUACACAAACGAAACGUAUGUUUCGGAGGAAAUCGAGUUGUACACCGAAGUUAAAAACCAACACGACGUCGAUCCUGGUGGGCAACUCUGUAGUAGAAACCCCUUGUAUGAACCUACAACAUCGACUGACGCUCUCGUCGUGGUUACCCAGGCCUGCGAAAGCAAUAAUUUGUUUGUGACCAACAACAGCAUGCCGAGGUUUACAGAAGCAGCUCACUUAUACACUGAGGUAAAAAAGCUACAAGACUGCAAUGAGGUGCCAUCUGUGGAACAGGAAAAUGAAAACCCGCUUUAUGAAACCGCUUCCUCCGUCCAUAUCGUCGCGGACAACCACAUUUAUGACAGCACCAUCUGAAUAUCUAACCCCAAAUAUCAAAUUAAAAUGAACGCUUUUUGUGGUUCUGUCGACAUCAGGCGUUUUCAAAAUCAAAGUAUAUUAUUCGGAUUACUCAAUCUUGGUCUUACUCAUAAAACACAUAAAAAGCGAAAAUUCGCAUAUUUGGCCUCUGAUGUCAGUCUAUGUAGAAGUUGGUUGAAAGUAGCUGAACCUAGGACCGACAGGCAGUCGUACAUUUCUUACAAACAUCAUAGGUGUAGAACAGAUUGCUGAUAAUUGAAAAAGGAGUUGACAUGAUUUUAAAAGUUGUUCAGGAACGCCUUAAGCUCUUCCUUAUUUCCUAUUCAUGCUUUCAUGUUGUGAAACCAAUAUUAGCCUACUUCUGUGUCAAUUAUCUCCUAAUAAACCAAGUUAAACUGAAA